UUUGUUUCCUUCAAUACUUACUAACCAACCCGGGAGCCCCAGCCCCUUCCCGCAGCCCUGUCAGAGCAGAAACUCCUCCCUGUUCUGUUGAGAAAUGCCAGGUCCAGAGCUGCUGGGGCGCCAGAGACACCGCAGAACCGUUUGCCUAGUGUGGAGGCUGAAUCCGGGAACAAUGAGAAAUUAUCUGUUAAUUCUCGGCUCCUGCCACCUGCUCUGCUCCAAACAGGCUCCUUUGCCUUCAGUUUAGAUGCAAAUUCCCCCACUCGUUGUAAAGCAAAAUAUUGAUUUCCCUGCAUCACAGGCCUGGGCCCUUGGAAGGUCCUGUGCUUUUUCAUUCUCUGCAAAGGCAAAACAAGGCCCUUUGUUCUGCGAAUUUCCCCAGGAACUCGGAAGGGGGAGGGAGAAAUCGCCACGGAGUGACAGAGUUGCCAUAAGCAGGGGCAGAGAGCAGUUCUUCUCCAUUUGUAUUUUACAUAAACACAAACCUGCUUCCUCGGAAACUGCUAAUGAGCAUGUAACGAGGGGCCUCCCCGGUGCUGAUCUCUGCAUUGGUGGGGGAGCAGGAGGUGACAGGGCUUCUGGGCUCCUCAGGUGGGUUCUAGAAGCACUGGGAGGCGAAUGGGGAUUCCACGGCCUCACCUGUUCUUGGAACAGCAACUGAGCACCUCCCUAAGGAAGGCGGCCUGGAUUGCAGAGUGUCCGCCGGAAUCAUGUUUGCUCAGUGCCUCUGGCCUGAGUUCCUAGCUCUCUCCUAUGGCAGGUUUCGGAGGUCAGGGUGGAAGCUGUGAACCCGCCACAAUUGCCCAUCCCCCCACCUUCCCUAACCCUGUGCCCACGCUACGGUUGCACCAGUUGGGGCCUUCAGCACCGUGGACAGAGCCAGGGAGAGCUUCCCAAAAGCAAAAACCUUCCGGUUAAGCCUGGGUCCUCCGAGGCCUCGGCUUGGCCCUCUGUACUCAGGGCACUAGCUGCCCGGGGCUCUCCAGUCCAAGGGCCAGCUAGCGCGGCUGGCACAGAUGGCGCAUGUGGAGACCGCCAGGAGCUGGGGCUCCGAAUCUCCUCCCUCUGGAACGUGAGUCACCGCCCGAGCCACUUCCAAUUAGCGUGAUAAUUAGGAGGAAAGACCCUCCUCCCCCACCCGCCACUCGGGUACACACCAGCCCCGCGGCUUUCGGAGGCUCCAGCUAAAGUUUCCUUCCCAGCUCGGGGGAGGCAAAGGGACCUGAGCCUGGAGCUUCGGGUGAGCCGCACACGGGAGGGGGCGCACCGGCCGACAAGCCGAGGAGGCGCGACUUCCGUGACAGGGCCCCCUGCAGGGCCGCGGCGGGGGGCGGCCCAUAGACCUCCAGGGCUGAGUGAGGUGCCUCGGAGCCCCCCAGCCAACCUGUUCCUGGACCUCACGCCACAGUUCCUGGAGGGGAAGUCUGCCUUAAGUCUAGCCUCAACCCUCCCGUUUAGUUUUCAGGCUUUCUGGCCCUGGCUACGCUUAAUAGCAAGAUACAUGAUCUCCGGUGGCGUUGCACCGCUGUGGGGAGAUGGGUCUGGCGGGAACGGAGCGCCCUCUUGAAAUGCCCCCCCCAUUCCUAUUUGCCAGAAACUUUCCCCUCCCGUUGCCAUGGAGAGAGACGGCCGCUGCCUCCCGUUGCCAUAGCAACGUGCGGGUACCGUGGACCGCAGGAUUGCGGGGCCCAGAAAGUCCUUCUGCAGUUCAAAUAGCCCCCCAGUCUUAGGGUCUUCUGCCUCCGAAGCUGGGACUUGGGGCUAGUCUGACUAACUUCUCCCGUUAGAAACCUUGGCCAAGGUUCUCCCGCUCCCAGCCGGGUCAUCCUUCUUUCUGUAAUGGGUUUAUCUAUUUCGUUGCCACUUGUGUGGAAUGUGGCAAUUACACUGUUUUCACGAACACUAUCUUUAUAUUCCCAGGCAGCCUGUGAAGCACUCGUAAUCAUUAUACCCCUUUUACAGAGUGGGGAAUUGAGGCUCAGAGAGGCCCAAGGUCAACACCAGGCAGUGGAUGUGGAGUCAGAUCCCAGGCCCUUUCCUGGGCCUUGCACCCUCUGGGGUGCUGGACAAACGGGCUCCUCUGCCUCGAACCCGCCGGGACUCAGACCUGUCCCUGGGUGUAGAGGGGGCGGCCGUGAGGCGCCAGACUUGCCAGCUGCCGCGGGAUGCCACGUGAGGGGCGGAGACCCUGCGGGGAAGCGAUUAAAAGCUGAACGGAGCCGCAGGGGGCCGCUGCGGGGAGGGUCUUCCUGGGGCCGCUUUGCCCCGCCCCAGUCCGGCGGCGGCACGGGUUCUGGAGGCUGCUUGAAGCGCCGGGGUGUCCCGGGCAUGAGUGGGGUGUGGGGGACCGGGGGGCCUCGGUGCCAGGCGGCGCUCGCGCUCCUGGCCUCGCUGUGCCGGGCCCGGCCGCCCCCUCUCGGGCUGGACGUGGAGACUUGUCGGAGCUUCGAGCUACAGCCCCCAGAGAGGAGUCCAAGCGCGGCCGGCUCAGGCCCCUCUGUCAGCCUCCUCGCAGUGGUAGUGAUUGUGUGUGGCGUGGCCCUGGUGGCAGUUUUUCUCUUUCUCUUUUGGAAGCUGUGCUGGAUGCCCUGGAGGAGCAAGGAGGCCUCCAGUCCCGCUUCUGCUAACCCUCCCCUGGAGGCCCCCCAGAGCCCCGGCUCCAGAGGCACCAUGGCGGACAAGCUGAAGGACACCAACACUCUGGGCUUCCUGGAGGCGGCCGUGAAGAUCAGCCACACGUCCCCAGACAUCCCGGCCGAGGUGCAGAUGUCGGUCAAGGAGCACGUCAUGCGGCACACGCGGCUGCAGCGACAGACCACAGAGCCAGCAUCGUCUACCAGGCACACGUCUUUCAAGCGCCACCUGCCACGGCAGAUGCACGUCUCCAGUGUGGACUACGGCAACGAGCUGCCCCCGGCGGCAGAGCAGCCCACCAGCAUUGGCCGAAUCAAGCCUGAACUCUACAAGCAGAAGUCGGUGGAUGGGGACGAUGCCAAGUCCGAGGCCACCAAGAGCUGUGGGAAAAUCAACUUCAGCCUGCGCUAUGACUACGAGAGCGAGACCUUGAUCGUGCGCAUCCUGAAGGCCUUCGACCUCCCUGCCAAGGACUUCUGUGGCAGCUCUGACCCCUACGUCAAGAUCUACCUCCUGCCUGAUCGCAAGUGCAAGCUGCAGACCCGGGUGCACCGCAAGACCCUGAACCCCACCUUCGAUGAGAACUUCCACUUCCCGGUGCCCUACGAGGAGCUGGCCGACCGCAAGCUACAUCUCAGUGUCUUCGACUUUGACCGCUUCUCUCGCCAUGACAUGAUUGGAGAGGUCAUCCUGGACAACCUCUUUGAGGCCUCCGACCUCUCCCGGGAGACGUCUAUCUGGAAGGACAUCCAGUACGCCACAAGUGAAAGCGUGGAUCUGGGAGAGAUCAUGUUCUCCCUGUGCUACCUGCCCACAGCAGGCCGGCUCACCCUCACAGUGAUUAAAUGUCGGAACCUCAAGGCGAUGGACAUCACGGGCUACUCAGAUCCAUAUGUCAAAGUGUCCCUGCUUUGUGACGGGCGGAGACUGAAGAAGAAGAAAACAACCAUAAAGAAGAACACUCUAAAUCCUGUCUACAAUGAGGCCGUCAUCUUUGAUAUCCCGCCAGAGAACAUGGAUCAAGUCAGUCUGCUCAUCUCAGUUAUGGAUUACGAUCGAGUGGGCCACAAUGAGAUUAUAGGAGUCUGCCGUGUGGGGAUCAACGCUGAAGGCCUGGGCCGGGACCACUGGAACGAGAUGCUGGCGUACCCGCGGAAGCCCAUCGCACACUGGCACUCCUUGGUGGAGGUAAAGAAAUCCUUCAAAGAGGGAAACCCUCGGUUGUGAUUUCAUUCACGUGGACGCUGCAAGCAGAGAGACUGCCAGCUGGAGUUAGGAUGGCAGGGCCGGGCUGCCAGCUUUGACAGCGAGAGCUCGUGCCCGUCUCCGAAACCACCUCCCACACCAUGAGCUGUGCGGCCGGGCGACACCAAUGGGACUCAGCGACAUUCUUUUUGCACUUGUGCAACCGUCCAAACACAGUGUUGUACAGGGGCAGCGGCAGCCGUAGCCCGAGUCUUAACCGCUCCUGUGUAGGUCAAGGCCAAGACCCUUGUCAUGUGGCCAGACCUGUCUUAGUCUUUCUUGUCUCCCAAGGUGAUGUUUUCUGUGGUUUUCACUUUUUAUGGAUCUGCUACCAAGAAGAGAAGGAGGGGAAAGUAGGAGAGAAAGAAGAGUGGAGAGCCCUGAGCUGGUUCAUAUAAAAUACAGUGUAUAAUAGUUGACUUUUCAGAGCAGGUGGUUUGAGUUCCUGCAGUUUUGUGUCUCCGCCAAGCUCCAGGACCCUGGAGAAGAAGGACGUGGGAUGGAGCCAUGGAGCCAUGGAGCCAUGGCUGUGUCUGCAGUGGCCUGCGGAAAGGUGCAGAUCGGGCCAACAGCCUUUACAAGGCUAGUUACGACCCUUGGAAGCUCUUCGCUGCUGUGACACAGACCUCGAUGCAGGCUCCUGGUCCUACGGUGAUCACGAGCGUUCCGAGGGGUCUGCGCACCUUCCGCUGGUCGUGCAGGGUUCCUCACAUCCCCCCUUCCUUGUUGACUUUCCUCAUCGUGUGAAAAUGUCUUGAUUCCUCAUGGGAACUUAGUCCCUUUCUUUAGGAAUGAUUCUGCCAAAACUGAACAUGUUGUAUGUUUUCUGGCACACCACAGUUAAUAUUUGUUUGAACAUGGGAUCUUUGUUCCCCAAAAUAACCUUCAUUGUAAAGAAGAGAAGGCACACGUGUUCCAGAAUGACUUCUGUGUGAUGCGUAGCUUUAUUAAUUCCAUGAAGUAGCAAGCAACUGUUGAAAAUGCCUAAAUAGAUCAAAGAAACACCUAGAUAAAAAUGUUCUUUUGGGAAUGGGGAGUUUUAAUCCAAGUCACAGCUGGAAUCCAUCUUUCUGUGAAGAGAAUCUUCUUGAUUGAAGCAAAGUCUGCUUAAGCCUAUUUCAGCCCCCUUGACUCUGGGACAAUAUUCAUCUUAAACUUUAGUUCUAUAGAUUACUAAGUUCUUAAGUGUUUGUCUCAGUGAUAGUGAAGGUUUUCUGAGGGUUUUUUUCCCCCCUUUAGAUCUCUACCUUAGGCCAAAUUAAGUUUAGGAAAAAAAAAUGUUUCAAUUAUUCUGUAUUGUAAUAGUAUGUUUCUGUUGAGUUCAUAGUGGUCUUCCCACCAACCACCUAUAACUCAGUUGAUUUGCUCAAUCUCAGUCUGUACAGCCCUGGAAAAUUUGUGGAGGUGAGUUUCUACUUUAUCUGUGACUACACAAUGCCAGCUUCCAGAGUUGUGUGUGUGACUUGCAAGAGGCAAGUCUGCGGAAGAACCCCUUCUCCCGCCAAUGGAAGGUCGAGAAGGGAAAAGCUAUUCACAGCCUUGUGUCUUAUUCUUUAUAUAUGUCACAUGCUUUAGGAGCAGAAACUCAAUAAAGUAACCCUCACCUUAAGCCAAGUUUUCAGGUUUCUCUGCUGAUGUAACUUUAGGCAGUGUCUUCUACCCAAAGUUCAGAUUGGGCAUGAGGAUGACCAGGAUAUUGUGGCCAGAGAAGUUUUCAGCUUAGAAAAGUAAAGGCAGAUAAACCAAACUCCACUCUGUACUGAGCCUUGGGCUAGGAGCUAAUGUGUCCUUGGUAUAAAGAUAAGUUUUCUCCCCAAAUGUCUUGUGAUUGAUAGGCCAUUCUAGUCGGGCAGUACUGCUGUUGGAUGUUCUUUUGAGAGCGAGACAAAAACCCCAAGGCAUGACAAGACUCAGAGCAGGCCAUGAACUUCAUUCUGUUUCUUGACUGUAGACUGACCCCAUCAAAACAGCCAUCUCCAUCAUUGAGCAGAUGCCAUGGGUCCUGCAACUAGGAAUGGGACAGUUGAGUUUCUUGUGUCAUGAGCAGCCCAGAAAUAGGUGAGAGAGGGUCUUUCCAGAAGUGAUCUCAAAACGCAUGUCCAGCUGCCAUCUUCAUACCCCUAGACACAUGAGGAUGACCACUUGACUCUUUUGGAGAAGGGAAUGUGAUUGGUUCGUGAAUAGUGGAAUAGUUACUGCUCUCAGACAUUCCUUUUAUGUCCAAGCAGCUAACUCACACAAGUGAACCUCCCAGUGGUUUUGGGAAAUCAUUUCUUGAGCAGAUAAUGGUCAGCCUCACACCCCCUACCCAACUGCUACCGCUCCCACUACAGCAGUCUUGGUAAAUUUCUACGGGCCGGGAAGCACACCCCAGGGAGGCUCUCGGCUCCAGGAGCCUCACCUCCUGUGUCUUCUGGGGGGACUAGUCAGCAACCCGAAGCAUGAAUGAACCUGAAUGUCUGCCAACUUCAUUAUCUAGCCCAAUACCUCUUCCUCGCAGAUGGGAAUAAAACGAAUUACAAGUUUCAGAAUAAAAUGAAAUACAAAGUCAAUUCAUUUGUGAGCUUCUCCGCCACGAGAAACCUCUUUCUUGGGUUGUUGUUUUGAGCUUUGCCGAAGUCAUGAUAACCAGGACCUCUUGCAUAUCAAUGUUUUUUUAAAAAAAUGCGAAGUUCCCUUCUUUACUUAGCAGUUUUUCUGGGCUGAGAGUUGCCCCCGCUUCCUUCGCAUACUCAGGAUAUUAAUUAAUUGCAACAUCAUUUAAAAAAUUAUGUUGUUAAUUACCGCUUCAUGUCUCCCGCCCCUGUCACAGCCUGGAGUUUUUAUUCCAUUAAAUCUCUGUCUCUUGCCCAUUCCUCUAGUCAUUGUACGUUCCUGACGUUCAGCCGUCCGCAUACACACAGGACACCACACAGCUGUUAUCUUUAGGCUUUGCUUCACAUAGAUAACCACGUCCCUGCCAUCAGAGGUACAAUGGAAGGGCCUGUUUGUUUUUUUGUUCUGCCCAAGGCAUACCUGCGUACCCCAUAAAGCUGAAAGCCACCUGUGUUUUUAUCAGGCUUACAGCUCACAGAGCAUUUGGUGCGCGGGGCUGUGCUGUUUCCUCAGCUGUUCAGCUCCACGAGCGACCCCUCCAGAUGCCCAAGCAUCUCUAGGGAAGCGGGUUGCACGCUUAUCACUGGAAAGUGCAACACUUUCGCCCAGCAGGGGAGGAAUCCUGCUAACUCUCCUAAAACAUCACUUGGCCGAGUGAGGAGAAAAUCCUACUGCAGACUCCAACAUUGAAAAAGAACAUUCUGACUUAAUAGAAUAGCCUCUGUGCUCACCCCCAGCUUUUAAUUAAUUUAGGAAGCAGCCCAUAGAGAGGAGAGUGGAAGGUACCCUCCAUUCUUGCACAUCUGCGUCUGAAUUACUGGUGCUCCACAGUGAGCGGCCACCCCCGGGGGGCUGAGCUGCUGAGGGAAGCACUCUGCUUCCCAAACACACAGCCUCCCCUGGCUUCUGCCGGCCGUCGGGUCACCCGAGAGCCAGGGCUCGGUGAUGGGCUGCUCGUGUAUCUAGAGCGGGUCCGGUGGCGGGGUAAAUGUGUCUGGCUGGCGGGGCUGGCUUAGGCAGCCGUAACAACCUUCAGACUUCAGUGCCUGGGAACAACAAAGGCUUACUUCUCGAUCCUACUUGUGCCCGUCACAGGUCAGCAAGGGGGAGUCCUGCUCUUCGAUUUAUUCAGGGGGGCUCAGGAUGACAAAGCAGCCAACGUCUCAAAGGUGGCUAGUUGCCACACCCAAGGGAAAUGAGCGAUCUGAGGCCUCUCCUAUUGGCCUCACCACUCUGGCCCCGAGGAGACCCAUGUCCCUUUCCUUCACAGUUCAUUGCCCACGACUACUCAUUCGGCCUCCCAGAACAGAGGGGUUCAAGCGCCCCGGGGAAGAAGAACUGGAAAUCAUUGGUUAGCGCACUUGGGAUGACCACAGGGAGGUUAACAACCCCGUGGAGGGGGACAGCCGCUGACCGGCUAAUUCAGAGAAACAAAGAGAAGCUACAAUCCAUUCGUUAGUGAAUGAACUCAAGGACUAGAUUGAGCCCCAUGACUGGGCCAGCGUCAGACUUGAAUGUUGCCCACCGAAAGCUUUGGUCUAGGUAAUUGGCAACAUAAGUAACUAUAGUCCAAGGUAGAAAGUGGUGAGCUCAGGGUGGGAGGUGGAACAAAAGGCUCCGUAAGUCCAAGAAAGCAUAUCACAGCAGGACACAAUGACAGCUUCGAGGGGGAGGGGGCAUCCGAUCUAGAGCUUUUAAGGAUGGGUAGGAUUCCGGGUGGGGAAGGUGUGAGGAGGGGGCACAUUCCCGGCUGAGGGCUCCAUACACCAUACCACCAGGCUGCAGACCUGGCCCCUGCCUCGUUCUUGCCAGCUGCCUCCACGAAAUGGGCCUGCUGCCCUUCCUCCCUCCACUGCUGCCUUGGCUUCUGCUCCCAGGCAGGCUGGUCCCCGGGAACCGCAAGAUCGGCCUGACCUUGAGACUCUGUCUAGCUUCAACACCCCAUCCACUCACCCAGCCUCCCCUCCUCAGGCUGUUUUGCAGCCACAGGCCACUUGGGACUUCGUGAUGUGUCCGUGUCCCGCUCCUCUUUGCAGCGAGCCCCAUCCAGAUGUCUGACGCCCUAAGGCGGCGAAUAGGACUGGCCUCCCCCGAUGGCUUUCCUCUGGCUGGUUCACAAUGGCACUCCCAGCACUGCUGUGGCAAGCUCACCAGCAGAGACUGGAGGCGAAGAGGCUGGCAGGCAGAGGUAGCCAUUCACCCAGGAGGGGGCAGAAGGCUGAGCUAGGCAGAGGUCCCACAUGGGGAAACGAGGGCACCGGUACUGGACACGGUGAACACAGGUGGACCACGCAGCAGGGCUGACUGACAGCUGAGCAGAUCUGGAAGGCAGGGAGAAGGAAGGGGGCAUUCAAGAGUGUUGGAUGUUCUCACACUUGAGGCACCAGAAAAAUGAUGGAGGCUUCCAUAGAAACCGGAGACUCAACAGAUCGAGUCUGUUUGGGCUCAAUGAUGAGCCCGGUUCCGGCCAACUGAAUUUGAGAUGCGGGAGGGACAUGCAGCAGACAGCCAUAGUUCGAGAUGCAGCUUGGCAGAGAGGUCGGGAGUGAGAUGUUAAUUUAUAGAAAGCUUAUGCACCAGAAUGAGAUGUGAAGACAGGAGGCUGACACGGCCACGUGGGUACAAGCAGACAAGGAGAGUCUCAAAGAGGGCUUCUUUGGGAACCAUCAAGAUUCAGAGGUCAAGGAAGAAGAAAGUGAUGUGAAUAAUAAUGGAGGUGUGCCCAAGCAAAGCUGAUCGCUGAGGAUGCGGAUGAGCAAAGACAGAUCAAUCAAGGACCUUGUAAAACGAUUCUUCACAAGCUCAUCCGAAGUGCUUGAACGUCACUUGACUCGCAAGUCUGUUUUCACCUACGUUUGCAGGGACCCACCUCUUUCUUCCCCUUGCCUCUGUUCUUGCUUUUUGGGUGUGUGCGUGUGAGGUAAAUAUACUUAUCUUCAAUUUACCAUUUUAACCAUUUUUAAAUGUACAGUUCAGCAGCUUUCAAUGUAUUCACAUUUUUGUGCAACCAUCACCACCACCAUCCACAGAACUUUUCUCAUCUUGCAGAAUUGAGACUCUGUACCCAUUCAACAGUAGGUCCCCAUCCCCUCCUCCCCAUUACCCCCAGCCCCCAGCAACCACCAUUCUAUUUCCUGUGUGCAUGGAUUUCACUACUCCAGGUACCUCAUGUAAGUGGAAUCAUAUCAUAUCUGCCCUUUUGUGUCUGGAUUAUUUCACUUAGCAGAAUAUCCUCAAGGUUGACCCACGUUAUAUAAUAUGUGUCAGAAUUUCCUUCCUUGGGGCGCCUGGGUGGCACAGUGGUUAAGCGUCUGCCUUCGGCUCAGGGCGUGAUCCCGGCAUUCUGGGAUCGAGCCCCACAU
Molecule: messenger RNA, 9836 nt
Organism: Ailuropoda melanoleuca (giant panda)
Lineage: Eukaryota; Metazoa; Chordata; Mammalia; Carnivora; Ursidae
Gene: SYT6
Product: synaptotagmin 6
Exons: 8
Coding region: 1840-3861 (673 amino acids)
Biological process (GO): calcium-ion regulated exocytosis
Cellular component (GO): plasma membrane; exocytic vesicle
Molecular function (GO): calcium ion binding; phosphatidylserine binding; calcium-dependent phospholipid binding
Source: RefSeq, a predicted model, not a curated record